CACUGACAUAAAUGUUGAUAACUUAUUUUUUAGGGGAAAUAAAUCCUAGAGGAGAAUCAAUUAUUCCUCUUAUGAAUUGCCUGCUAUAUUUUUUAAAAACAGUUGACAUAAUUUCAUGGUGUUAGGUGUUCAUAGGAGGAUGGCGGACGUUUUGCAGCAUGUUCUUCUAACCAUGGUCAUUGCAGGGUUCCUAGUCUGUGGUUCCGGGGCCUGGUACGUCAAUAUGCCGAGCCACAUCAAAGCCCUGUGGAAGUCCUGUCUGGUGAUCCCCUGCAGCUUUGACUACCACUGGGACCCCCCCAAGGUCCCGGGCCGCGUGGUGUGGUACCAAUACGCCCGGUCCAGCUACCCUCUGGUCUACGAUGCCUGGAACAAUAGGAAGGUCAUUUCGAAGUUCUCCGGGAAGACCAGUCUCGUGCGUCACGGGCCCCGCGACUGCAGCCUCCAGAUCUCCCGAGUGGACAGCAGCCUCCACAGGGAGAAGAUCUACCCCUGGGUGGACCCGGAGAACGUGGGGUGGAAAACCUACAGGUUCUAUGACACCACCGUCACCAUCCAGGUGGAGCUGACAGCCGAGCCCCCAAAGAUUAUUUUCUACGGGGAGAUGAAGGUCGGCCAGUCAGUGACUGUCCAGUGCAGUGUGGUCCACACCUGUCCCACCAUCCCUCCCACCCUGAAACUCAACAUCGGAUCCGAGUGGUCCAAAGUGGCCACCGAGUUGCUGCUGGACGGCACGGCCCGGACCACCCUCACCGCCUCCCUGCGCAUCCAGAGCGUCCAGCAGAGAGUGGACUGCUCCGUCCGCCAUCCUGGAGGUCUGGAAGCCACGGCGUCUGAUAGCUUUGAAGCGGAGUGCUCCUUCCAGCCUCUGCGCAUCGUGCCGCCGUCAGACCGGAUGUUUCCAGAGGGAAAGGUGAGCAGUGUCUCCUGUUCCGUGGAGUUCAGCUGCCCCAAACACUUGCCCACCCUCACCUGGAACUAUGAGGGCAUGCCGGCCACCCUGCCAGUCUCCAUGGUGGGGGUGGGCCGCUGGAGGACGCGGUCCGAGCUGAACUUCACCGCGGCUGCCCAGGACCAGGGUCGACCGCUGACCUGCUUCGCACGCUUCAUAGGCGGGCGCCGGCAGGAGGAAAGCAUGACCAUACAAGUCAAGAGGUCCAUACUCUCUCGUGACUGGUCCUACGAGACCCCUGGUAGCAUCACCGGCCUGGUGGGCUCCUGCGCCGUGAUCCCCUGCUCCUUCACCUACACCUCCACCCGGCCAUCGGGCCUGGAGGUGAAGUGGUACCUGCUCCAGCCCGACGCAUACCCACAGGUGUUUCCCCAGAAACAGGGCAUGGCCGUCAAGUACGCCGGGAGAACCAGUUUGCCUGGGUCGGUGUCCCAGGGGAACUGCAGCCUGUAUAUAGAGAGGCUGGAGAUGUCCCUCGACCAGAACCGACUCUACCCCUGGGUGGAUAAGAACCCAAUCACGUCCUACCACGACCACAACCUCAACGAUAGAACCUCUCAGCUCCGGGUCACAGAAAUCGCUCAACAGCCACAGGUGAAAAUGAACGGUGUUCCCCGGGUGGGAGAAGAGAUGAAAGUAUUCUGCAGUGUCCGGCAUUCCUGUCCAGCCGCACCCCCCAACCUCAUCCUAGACGCUGCACCAUUGGGCCGAACAGGGGGGCGACUCUCGGAGACUUUCCCACGAGAGGUUUCCCACGGCGUGUGGGAGAGGACGCUCGAACUCACCUGGACGGUGCGGGAGGAGGACGUUGGAGUGGUCUGCACUGUGCGGCACCCUGGGGGUCAAACGGCCACGACCAACCAGCGGAUGACGGCAGAAUGUCCAUUUCAUGAGAUCAAAAUGUCCGAGGAGCUGGAGGAGUUGAUGGAGGGCGUGGCGAAGCAUGUGACCUGCUCCGCUUCCUACACCUGCAAAAAGGCGUACCUGGCCAUCACCUGGAACUACAGUGACAUGCAGAGCUUCGGAACCACCCUGGAGACCUCGGGAAACACGUUUAAUACCACGUCCAUCCUAACCUUCGUUCCCAGGCUUGAGGACGAUGGUAAAUUGUUGACCUGCACCGCCCAGUUCACCACUGGUGGUACCUUCUCAGCCUCCUCAAGCCUACGUGUGAAAAAAUAUAAGCAGCGGUUUGUGACGUUGGACAGUAUAGAUGACAAAUCCACACUCCUGGCUGCUGAUGUCCUGCCCAAAAUCACAGCGUUACCUCGCUCCUGCGUGGUGAUACCCUGCUCCUUCCAGAUGCCGGACCACCUCACGACUGGACUGCGGGGCAUCUGGUACAACCGGGAAGGGGGCUGUGUCUACCACGGGGGCCAGAGCAAUGUGCUGACCCAUUUCAAGGGCCGCACUAAGUUACUGGGCACUGUCGGCCAUGGAAACUGCACCCUGGAGAUCAAUGACAUCAAGCCUUUCGACAACGGCCCCUUCUGUUUCCGUGCCGAAGCUGUAUCUGGCGAGGCCAAAUACAGCUUCAACGACAGUUGUGUGUUUAUCGUUAUGCAAGCGUCCCCAGAACGGCCCCGGCUGACCGCCACUCCAACCCACGCCGACGCGGGAUCAGUGAUCAACGCGACCUGCUCCGUAAACCACACGUGUCCCUCACAACCGCCCGUCCUGACGUGGAGCCACCCCACGAAUACCGCUGUGAUCGGGCACACCUGGAUGGGACAGGGCGUCUGGGAGACCUCCUCCACCAUGACUCUCAUCCCUGAAUCGGGAGAUGGAACCAAGAACCUGUCCUGUACCGCCACCUUCUCGAAAAGGAGAGUCCAAGUCGCCAUCGUCCAGUUCACCGUGAAGGGGUCGCUGAUGUUCCAGUUGAGAAGCUCUAUGCACGUAACGAUACCAGCUUCUGUGGUCGUCAUUGUCCUCCUUCUGGCCGCUGUCAUCGCAGUUUGCCUCCGGAGGAAAUGCAAGAGACAAACUGAAAACUUUUCGAGCCCCCCUCCUCGACCAGAGAAAAGAAGCCCAGUGGGGGGACGGGUGAAGUGGAUUCGAUAAAGGAGAAUGACGUCAUCCUGGGACCUCAUCACUGGCAGUCUGAUAAUGUACUACCGACCUAGUCGAGAAAAACCUUCAACCACCCACAAAUUAACAUGACAUGUGAUCCACCAUCUCAUUGCUAUUUUGGUUGUUUAUGAUAUUCAGACAGGGGUGUUGCACAAAACUCUUGGUGCCACACAAAGGCGGUCUCUGUUGGCUCUUUUCCUCUCUUGAUCCAUGUAUUGCCACACUUUAAUUCUUAUUUACAAUUAAUUGGGCUAACACAAACACCUCGUCUCAGCAACAUCAGGAGAUGAAGAGGGACACUCUGUGGCUGUUUCUGAAACUAAGGGCCAUGCCUCUCAUAUUAAGCUUAGCUAUGUAUUUUUCUUUAUUUGAUAGAUGUCUUUGUUAUAACAUUGUAGGUAUAAUGCUGAUGCAUUUAUGAUAUUGAUAAAUCAGGAUCUGGGUGAUGACCGAAAGGACGAGAUCGCGGGUACAAGCGGCCGAGAUGAGUUUUCUCAGAAGGGUGGUUGGCGUCUCCCUUAGGGAUAGGGUGAGAAGCUCAGCCAUCCGUGAGGAACUCGGAUUAGAGCCGCUGCUCCUUUACUUAGAAAGGAGUCAGCUGAGGUGGUUCGGGCAUCUGGUAAGGAUGCCCACUGGGCGCCUUCCUUGGGAGGUGUUUCAGGCACGUCCAGUGGGGAGGAGACCUCGGGGAAGACCCAGGACUAGGUGGAGAGAUUAUAUCUCAACACUGGCCUGGGAACGCCUCGGGAUCCCCCCGUCAGAGUUGGUCAAUGUGGCCCGGGAAAGGGAAGUCUGGGGCCCCCUGCUUGAGCUGCUCCCCCCGCGACCCGACCCCGGAUAAGCGGAAGAAAAUGAGAUGAGAUGAGAUAAAUCAGGAUAUUCAAUGCAAUUAUGCUCCAAGCUAGAUCCCCUGAUGACUGCCUUCAAUCUAAACUGUUGUAAUUAGCUUAAGCCAUUCUCAAUCGUUGACUCUUAAACCGUUGUGCUCACCCAUCUUUUGAAAGAAUUCAGUUAUGAGUUGUUCUCCCUCAACUUGCUUUUUGUGGACCUCGAUUUCCUUUUCUUGGGGAAAGACAUGACUAUUGUGUUGCAAAUUAGCGCUCACUCAUCCCGCGACUAGCUGCGUUAGUUUUUGGGCAUCCUCGCAGCUCAGUGGUGUGAUAAUCCAUUUGGUGCCUUCUGUAAGUGUAAAAUGAGCCUCCACCAUUUUGUUUUAUAACCAACUCAAAUGUUUUAUUCAGCCAAUUUAUAAUUACAUUACUUUGAAACAGAAUAUUGCAAACAAAGAAAAACAUUAUCACCCAAUGCUUUGAGGGAACUGGGUGUGUAUAUACGUUUCUUGUAAUAAUUUUUAUAUAUUUUAUAUCUAUAAUAGGGUUGUUUUCUUCCUUAGUUUCUCAGUGAUUCAUGUUUGGUUGGAUAAUUGUGUUUCUGCCUUCUUACACCCUUUAAAUGCAGGUUUUCAAACACUCCACACCCAUCUUAUUUUCUUAAAAUCAGUAAAGUGUACAAACUUAGUUACGUGAUUUCAAUUAGUUUUCAGAAGGUUAUUUUUUCAUUCAACGCUGGACCAUUAAAGUUACCCCCUAGUAAAUCAGUCUCUGCUCUUUGACUUGGUCUUAACUGCAAUCUUUUAAUUAACCUUGACAAGGAUGUAGCCUAAACAAAUAGACAAUAACAUCAAUACCAUUCUCUUCAACAAGAAACAAACUCUAAUGAAAAAUCGUGAAAUAUAAAAUUAGGUCACAAGUGCAGACUGGAAAUGUAUUUCUUGCAUUUAACCUGUAGGGGUCUGUAUGCGGGUUUUGCACCGCCCAGGUAAUAUAAGGCCAGGUGUGUGUUUGUUCGACACUGAAUGUCAAGGGAAGAGGCAGAGGUUUAAAAAAGUCUUUCGACCGCACGCUUAUUAAGUCUAGUUCUUUGUUAUAUAAGUUUACUCGUUACCUAUAAAGGUUUUCUCAUAAUAUUGUCUUAAUUAAGAAGACAGUUUGGUUCUUUUUUGUAUGGUAAAAUAAACGCAAUCAUUUAUUAAAGUCGCGAAUGCUUGAAAUCUUUGGAAGCGAGUCGAACUGACCUCGUCUUCUGUACCCACGGCUCAAACGAAGAAUGGCCGAGACACCAACACACAGAGGCUAAUUUCAUCAACAUGGACACCACUAUGAAUUCACGGCGCACAAAAAAACGCAAACAUUGACAAAUAAAUUCCUCCUCGAACUACAAUACAAUUUCAAAUGCACAAUAAAAAUCCUCUAAAAACAAAAAUCCAACCAUACACUUUUGAUAAGUUUACAUAUUGA
Gadus chalcogrammus (walleye pollock) is the source of this 5322-nucleotide messenger RNA. RefSeq names its product sialoadhesin. Bases 116 to 3016 code for a protein of 966 amino acids. The record is from RefSeq and is a predicted model, not a curated record. The transcript has 13 exons. Lineage: Eukaryota; Metazoa; Chordata; Actinopteri; Gadiformes; Gadidae.